AUGAAACUCUUGUCUGGACUCGGCCUCGCCAUCCUCGCCACAGGCAGCCCUCUGUCGACCAGACAGGCCUGUUCAGGAAAUACUGCCAGCGACAGAUCAACCUGGUGCGACUACAGCAUCAGCACCAACUACUACGACGUCGUGCCCGACACGGGCGUCACGCGAGAAUACUACUUCACCCUGCAAGAGGUGACCAUUGCCCCCGAUGGCUUCGAGCGAAUCGCCUACACGGUGAACGGGACCAUUCCAGGCCCGACCAUCGAGGCCGACUGGGGCGACACGGUCGUCGUGCAUGUCACGAACAAUCUCACCGCGGCUGGGAACGGCACCAGCAUCCAUUUCCACGGCAUCCGCCAGAACUAUACUAACCAGAUGGACGGCGUGACGUCUAUCACGCAGUGUCCCACCGCCCCGGGCGAGACCAUCACCUACACGUGGCGAGCGACGCAGUACGGCUCGUCGUGGUAUCACUCGCACAUCGGCCUGCAGGCCUGGGAGGGCGUCAUGGGAGGGAUCAUCAUCAACGGGCCCGCGACGGCCAACUACGACGAGGACAAGGGCGUCCUGUUCCUCACCGACUGGAGCCAUGCCACGGUCGACGAGCUGUACGACUCGGUCCUGGCCAACGGCCCGGCCACCCUGGACAAUGGCCUCAUCAAUGGCACCAAUGUCUACGGCGAGGACAAUUCCACCGCCCAGACGGGACAUCGCUUCAACACCUCCUUCACGGCGGGCACCUCGUAUCGCUUCAGACUGGUCAAUGGCGCUAUUGACACGCAUUUCAAGUUCUCCAUUGACAAUCACACUCUCACGGUCAUUGCCAAUGACUUUGUUCCAAUUGAGCCGUAUAAUACGACCGUUCUUAACAUUGCGAUGGGUAAGCAGCUUUAUUACCGUCAAUCAGUUCUCUUGCUAACGACGCCAGGUCAACGCUACGACAUCAUCGUCACGGCAGACAAGGAAUCUGUGGCGGAGAAUUUCUGGAUGCGCGCCAUCCCCCAGGCUGCCUGUUCGGAGAACGACAGCACGGACAACAUCAAGGGCAUCGUGUACUACGGCGACUCGCCCUCGACGCCGACAACGACCGGAUACGCGUACACGGACAGCUGCGACGACGAGGACCUGAGCAAUCUGGUGCCGUACCUGGCGCUGGACGCGGGGGACUACUACUGGAACGAGAGCGAGCCGGUGACGAUCCAGCAGGCGGCGGCGAACGUGUUCCUGUGGUACAUGAACGACACGUCGAUGUCGGUGGACUGGGCCAACCCGACGCUGCUGCAGAUCUACAACAACGCGACGUCCUUCUCCAACACGAGCGGCGUGAUCCAGCUGCCGACGGCGGGCGAGUGGGCGUACGUGGUGAUCACGACGACCAUCGCGGUGCCGCACCCGGUGCAUCUGCACGGCCACGAUUUCUACAUCCUGGCCCAGGGCACGGGCACCUACGACCCGGCGACGGAUCUGGUCAGCCUAACGAAUCCGCCGCGACGAGACACUGCCGUGCUCCCUGCAUCGGGUUACUUGGUGGUCGCCUUCAAGACGGACAACCCUGGGGCGUGGCUGAUGCAUUGCCAUAUCGGAUGGCAUACGGAGAUGGGGCUGGCCAUCCAGUUCAUCGAGCAGUACGAUGUGGCGCGAAGUCUGAUCGACUAUGACUUUCUGCAGGAAAACUGCGCGGCGUGGGAGUCGUAUGCGAAGGUGGAGGGCACGGUGCAAAACGAGUAUGAUGAUGGUAUCUAG
Rasamsonia emersonii CBS 393.64 is the source of this 1740-nucleotide messenger RNA. Its product is annotated as Multicopper oxidase, type 3. Lineage: Eukaryota; Fungi; Ascomycota; Eurotiomycetes; Eurotiales; Trichocomaceae. The coding region runs from base 1 to 1740 and encodes 579 amino acids. The transcript has a single exon. Gene Ontology annotation, molecular function: oxidoreductase activity; copper ion binding. The record is from RefSeq and is a predicted model, not a curated record.